Morone saxatilis (striped sea-bass) is the source of this 6464-nucleotide messenger RNA. RefSeq names its product zinc finger protein 827 (gene znf827). The transcript is spliced from 14 exons. Bases 154 to 4695 code for a protein of 1513 amino acids. Gene Ontology annotation, biological process: regulation of gene expression. Gene Ontology annotation, cellular component: nucleus. Lineage: Eukaryota; Metazoa; Chordata; Actinopteri; Moronidae. The record is from RefSeq and is a predicted model, not a curated record.
UCCUCCCCCAACAAUACACUUUAAAACCGAGCAAAGCCAGGUGGCACGACCACCAAGUCCCUGCCAUCACUGGCGCCUCCAGUCUCAAUGGGAAAAACCUUUUUUCUUCUUAUCCCUAAACAAGGACGAGAAUGUGAUUAAAAACGGGGGAAAAUGCCAAGGAGGAAGCAGGAGCAACCCAAGCGCCUGCCUUCACAUGUGGACAGCAACGAGGAAGGGGGGCCUGAUGACGGUCCUGUGGAGGAGGAAGGCUGGUUUGGGAAUGCUUCUGACACACGCUCAGAGUCGUCAUCGUAUGGAGACACCCAGGAUGAGCUCCUCCUGGCCCGGGGCUCCUCUCCCGAUGAACGGCCUGGAGUCAGCACUGGGUCCGGGGACCAAGAUACCUGUGGAGGUGAGAGCUCAUUGGGUUGCCCCACACCCAUCCAUCGUGCCUCUUUGGAACUUCUUGGACUGGAUGGAGGUGCAUUCUCGGCCCAGGACACACUCUCUUCUGUAGUAUCAUCACUGUAUGGUGAGGCUGCAUCUCGUGCCCUGGGAAAACCCCUCAGCAGCAACCUACGGCGCCUCCUAGAGGCUGGGUCGCUGAAACUUGACACUGGGGAGCUCCUGGGUCGGUCAUCGAGGGGGGGUGCUGGAGGGGAGUCUCCUCCAAUAGGUCUAGCCCCACCUUUGACCCUCUCCCCGUCUUCCCACCAUGCCCAGCAGUUAAGUGCUCUUGCCCGAAAACUGGCCAAUAACAAUAACAGCGGCUCAGCCUCACCAGCCUCCUUGGCACCCUCAGUCACCAACAUUAAACAAGAGCCCCUUGACCCCUUUAACUCUGUCACCCCUAGCAACGGCAGUGGCUUUGUAUGGGCAGGUGUUGCAGAUAAGUGGCCACCGGCCAGCUGCUCCACGCCCUGCGGCUCCAGCCUGUCCCCCGACUCUGCAAUCCAGAAGUUAAAAGCAGCAGCGAAUGCUGUACUUCAAGACAAGAAUGCCGUGGCCUCCUCAACGACUUCUUCCUCCUCCUCCACCUCUGCCUCAUCUGCAGUGCCCGCCCUCGGAGGGGGUGGUCGAGGAGAUGAUGUGGUGCGCUUUGAUGCCUUCAACUCUCCGUUCAGCCCACAGUCAGCUAGCUCCACCCUCGCUGCACUUUCCAAGAAAGUCAGCGAGCGGAGCCAAGCUUCGUCAACGGCCAGUGCUGCUCCUGACCACCAAGCCUCAGCCAGUUCCUUCCUCUCACUUGUGUCAAUGACCUCCUCUGCUGCCUUGCUCAAAGAGGUGGCAGCCAGGGCAGCGGGAAACCUGCUGGCAGAGAAGAAGGAUAGUUCCUCCUUGACGUCUGCUGGGGUCCUCCAAGAGGAUGUGAAGCCCCUGCUUGACAAGAACCAGAAGGCUCCCACACCCAAUACACCCACCCAGAGCCUGGAGUUGCUAUUGCCCUCUACCCCAAAGGGCAGAGGCAAACCCAACAGCCAAGCAGGCUCUCCCGAGGAUGGCGGCAAACCAUUCCAGUGUCCUGUGUGUGGACUGGUCAUCAAACGCAAGAGCUACUGGAAGAGACACAUGGUCAUCCACACAGGCUUGAAAAGCCACCAGUGUCCCCUGUGUCCCUUCCGUUGUGCUCGCAAAGACAAUCUUAAGUCCCACAUGAAGGUACAUCAGCACCAGGACCGGGGUGAGACGUUUCAGUGCGAACUUUGCCCCUUCACCUCCUCCCGUCACUUCAGCCUGAAACUUCACAUGCGCUGCCACCAGCACUUCCCCCGCACAGACGUCAAGGUGAAAGAGGAACUCACCACCGACACGGAGGGCGAGGGCUCCCUGAUGGGUGACAGCGGCUCCGGGGACCUGAGGGGGACGGAAGUGUCGCCACUGCAUUCAGACACUCAGCAGCAGUCAUCGCCUCCGGUCGAGGCUUCCUCCAAUCAUGUCCACAUCAAGGAGGAGCCACAGGAGAGAGAUUUGUCUGUGCUCUCCCCCUUUAGCAUGUGCAGGGACCGUCCCAGCAGCAGUGCCAACUCCCUGGACCUACCUGGAGUUGGGGUAGGAGUCGGGGUCAGAUCCAGUCCUAGUGGUCCAACCACAGCCUCACUCUUCAGCCCUGACAUCAGUACCAAGACAGCCACUGACCUGCUUAUGAAGCUGUCAGCGGCCAACCAGAGGGAGACACUCAAGUCUCCAUUCCACCUGAAGGAAGAGCCCAAAGUGGAGGAAGCGUUGAGCCCUAGACCAUCCUCCCAGUCCCAGAGCCAGGUCCAGCCAAGCUUCCCUGCGACUUUCUGUCAGGACGGGCCAGUGGGGGCUGCAGCAGCCACAGAGCGCCAAGGGCCAUUGAAACCAAGGGAAGGAAGCCCAAUGGCUAAGAACAGCUUGCUGAGCCAGGAUAUCAACGUUAAGGUGGCCUCUGAACUGCUGAUUAAGCUUUCAGAGAACAACAAAGAUGCCCAGUACCAGAAGGUGAAAGUAAAGGCAGAGCCCAUGGAGGUGGACCCACCCCCUGCAGAACUCACCCCACCUGCCUCUCACCUGCUGGCCUUCAGCACUUUAGGGGCGAGUGAGAAGAGUGAGCCGAUGAGCAACCUCCCGGAGACGUUGUCCCGCCCCCAGAAAGACCUCUUCUCCCAGGACAUAUCGGUCAAAAUGGCCUCCGAACUACUGUUCAAGUUGUCAGAAAAAGUCAGCAAAUCCAACAACCACAAAGACGGCAACAUGGUGGGAAUAAACAGUCCAUUCCUGGACGAGUGCUUCAGACAAUCACCCUUUAACUCGCGCUCCAAGAGCUCUUCCCCCGCAGAGGCCAGCUCUUCUACCAGGGCAGCAUUUCACGACUCAGAAAAGGAUGAUGUGGAGCUGGGAAACGGGAUCGCCCAGUGGAGACUAAACGAACAGCUCUUCCCCUGUCCUGUUUGUGGCAAGGUGUUUGGUAGACAGCAGACGCUCUCUAGACAUCUGUCUCUACACACAGAAGAGAGGAAGUACAAGUGUCACCUGUGUCCUUACGCAGCCAAGUGCAGGGCUAACCUCAAUCAGCACCUGACCAUCCACUCUGUCAAGCUGGUCAACACAGACGCUGAGCAGAUCGUCAGCGCUGUUACAGCUGACUCUGCCGAGCGCAAGAACUGCCCCUACUACUACAGCUGCCAUGUGUGUGAUUUCCAGACGGAGCUGAACGCCCAGUUUGUCAGCCACAUGUCGCUCCAUGUGGACAAGGAGCAGUGGAUGUUCUCGCUCUGCUGCAGCGUCUGCGACUACGUCUGCAUGGAGGAGAACGACAUGAAGAACCACAUAAGUACUGGACACGCAGGUCUGAACUCAAGGAGUCCCCUCAGCGAGACCAAGAGCACCUCCUCGUCCCUCUCAGCCCUCAGCGAUUCACUCAACAGCUCGGAGGGCGGAGACCUCACCCACGGUAACGAAGAACUCAGGGGCCUGCUUGCCCCACCCUCCUCUGCAGGCAGCCAGUCCAGCUCUGGAAGCCACUCGGGAUCAGGAACUGAGGACAAGUCUGACAAAGGCUUCGAGUGUGUCUUCUGCAAUUUUGUGUGUAAGACGCGUAGCAUGUAUGAACGGCACCUCCAGAUCCACCUCAUCACGCGAAUGUUUGAGUGCGACGUCUGCCACAAGUUCCUUAAGACGCCUGAGCAGCUGCUGGAGCACAAGAAGUGCCACACCGUCCCCUCCGGAGGGCUCAAGUGCCCUUUCUGUAUCUACUCCACCAAUCGUCCAGCGGCCAUGGAGUGCCACCUUAAGACGCACUGUAAGAUGGAGUACCGCUGCCGCAUCUGCCAGGGACUGUGGCCCGACCAGGCCUCAUUGGAGGCCCACAUGCGCGGGCACCGCCUGGGCAACCACUACAAGUGUGAGCAGUGUGGCUACUUGUCCAAGACGGCCAAUAAGCUGAUCGAGCAUGUGCGUGUGCACACGGGCGAGCGGCCCUUCCACUGCGACCGCUGCUCUUAUAGCUGCAAGCGCAAGGACAACCUCAACCUGCACAAGAAGCUGAAGCACGCGCCGCGCCAGACUUUCGGCUGCCAAGAGUGCCCUUUCACCACCACACACCCCUUUGUCUUCAGCCGCCACCUCAAGAAACACCAGAGUGGAGGAGUGGGGGGAGGCUUAGGAGGAGAAGAAGAGGAGGACGAUGAGGAGGCAAGAGAAGAGGAGCUGCCACUCCAGGGAACGUCACCGGGGGGCUCCUUGUUACGGAAGGGCCAGGAGAACUUCCUGUUCAGUGGAGGAGGAGGGAGCAGUGGAGGGAGCAGUAGUAACAGCCCUCUCAUGAGUCUGACGGCGUCCCAGGCGCUCCAGUCCGUCGCCCUGUCACUCACACUGGGCAAGUCCCACCAGUUGGACGCCACCAGCCCACUGCACUGCUUGGUCAGCGCCAACGGCAACAACGCCACCAGAAACCCCGGCGGCCCGAGCAGCGGCGGCCCCUCCCUCUUCCUCCCCUCCUCCCGCCACGUGUUCGAGCAGUACAGGAACUGCGACCGGGCACACCUGAUCCCCCUCACCACCCUGUUCACCCACAACAGCCGCUUCACAUUCCACUCGCACCUCCACUCCAGAUGGCGGCCCGCCACAUCUCCUCUCCUCUUCUCCUCCUGCAACUCGGCAUCCCCCUCCCGCUCUCCGCCCUCACCCACCUCCCACAAACACUCCUUCCUGGCCUACCUGGGACUGAUGGAGAGGGCCAAGACUGUUUGACCUCGCCCACCUCCUCUCCUCCACCUCCUCUCUCUUUCCCUCACUCCUCGGACAGUGGUGUGAAUGACACUUGACCACUGCAGUGGGAGCAAACGUCUUUUCCAAUCAGACCAGCAGAAUAAGCUGGACCAGACAAACAUAUUGAAGAAAAGAAAAAAAAACAUUUAUAAGAGAAAAAGGCUGUACAUGCUAAAAAUGCAUUUAUAUCAAAAAGCUGCUUUUCUUAUCAGUUCUAUCAAUUGAAUUAUUACUACUUCAGCUACUACUCUCUAUUACCUUUUUCUUUUCUGUUUUUAAAUGUCUGAAUGACCUGGACCCAGUUGCAUUAUCUGAGGAAACUAACGUAUCUCAGUUUUAUAGAUAUUUUUCUUUAGUCGUUUGACGAGAUAAAAUGUUGAAAAAGACGAAACAAAACUUGCAAGUGCUAUAUUUUAGUGCAUUUUUGUCUAUUGCUAUUAUGCAUCAAAAUAGCAUGCCUGUUUCUGUGUUUCAACUAGCUUUGACGUCAUUAGGAAGCUAAAUUCGAGAUAUCCUGAAGUGUUAGCGGUGCAACGUGGACAGAACCAAUGAAACGGAAUGCUUUUCAUUGAAAAAGGCACGUUUCCAAAGCAACGCCUCAAACCACGCACUUACUUAUUUAUCAGUCUUGUACAUAGUUUUGUAGCCCUUCCCCUUCCCAUCUUUUUGAUUUCUGUUGGUUUUUUGUAUAAUGGUGAAACCAUAUUAUGCAUGGCUGCUGCUGAUAUCGCCUCUGUCUCAGAUUAAAUGUCACUUAAAUGGGUUAGUAGCUAGUUUUUUUUUGUAAGCUCACAAAACAGAAGAUAAGCUGUGAUGAUGUAAAUAAGGAAAAUAUUGAAUUUGACCUAUCAAUUACAAGAAACGUUAUACAUUUAUUACUAAUAAUUUGAUUUGAAUAUCAAUGUAAACUGUCGCCAAUGAAUUUGCACUCACAGGUGAAUAAGCAGUGAAAUAAUGAGACUCGUGAUAAAGUGGAAACAUUCGUUCAUUAUGUCUGAGACCAGGUGGAUAUCAGUGCAGCUUCAUAUGCAGAACUAUGUAUCACGCACCUAUACUUAGAAGAGAUAUAUGAGAUAACUGUUUUGUGGAGGUGACCAGCUCUGGGUUAGCAAGCUACCCACAGCCAGGGUCACCACAGGCCGAUUCAAUGGUGCUUUUUGGAGCUUUUUGUAAUUUUUGUGUACAAAAAAAGAAAAAAAACUGUUCCAAAAUGACUUGAAUGAAUGUAUUUUUGUUUAUGUACAUGAAAAUGAAGCGAUACAGAAGUGUGAACAGGGACGUCUUCUGUGCUGGACAAGACGGGAAAGUUAGUGUGUUUGGUGGCCUUCUGUGUCUUUCUUUUGGGGUCUUUUCUUUUUGUCUUUCAUUUUUUUUUUUUUUUUUACUUUUUUACUGAGCCUUUUACAUCAUAAUAAAACAUUUUCUACUAACAUUCAUAGAGAACACAUUGUGAGGAAAAAAGCUCCUGUAGGUGCAAUGAUGAAGCAAAGCCAUUCACUUGUACAGCAUUGUGUUCAAUGGCACUGGCUUCUGUUAGGCCGGCAGACAUGGUACUGCUUUUUGUGCCCCCCUUCCCCUCCUCCUCCUCUUCCUCCUGUCAACCUUUUGAGUUUUAAUUGCACUUAAUGUAGUUACACUUCAAGCCAAAAGCACUUAAACCUUUUUAAUUUUUCCUUUUUUUUUUUUAAGUGCAAACUUAGAUCCACCAAGUUACCGCAAUGUGAAGUGGACAGUAGUUGCUGGAAAUGACU